Toxotes jaculatrix (banded archerfish) is the source of this 1410-nucleotide messenger RNA. It is a transcript of the gene wasf3a, whose product is annotated as WASP family member 3a. Gene Ontology annotation, molecular function: protein kinase A regulatory subunit binding; Arp2/3 complex binding; actin binding. Gene Ontology annotation, biological process: actin cytoskeleton organization; positive regulation of Arp2/3 complex-mediated actin nucleation. NCBI's taxonomy places the organism in Eukaryota, Metazoa, Chordata, Actinopteri, Toxotidae. The record is from RefSeq and is a predicted model, not a curated record. The transcript has 8 exons. Gene Ontology annotation, cellular component: SCAR complex; cytoskeleton. The coding region runs from base 1 to 1410 and encodes 469 amino acids.
AUGCCUCUGGUCAAGAGAAACAUUGAGCCUCGGCACCUGUGCCACAGCACAGUGCCUGAUGGAAUUGGCAACGAGCUGGAAUGUGUAACCAACAACACGCUGUCCGCCAUCAUCCGCCAGCUCAGUAGUCUGAGUAAACAUGCAGAAAAUGUAUUUGGGGAGCUUUUUAAUGAAGCCAACACCUUUUAUGUGCGUGCAAACUCUCUCCAGGACCGUAUCGACCGCUUGGCCGUCAAGGUCACCCAGCUGGACUCCAGCGUGGAGGAGGUCUCUCUUCAGGACAUAAACAUGAGGAAGGCAUUCAAAAGUUCUACUGUCCAGGAUCAGCAGGUUUUGUCCAAGGGCAGUACACCGAACUCGGUGGCUGACAUGUACAACAGCAGUGACAGGCCCCCUCCCCUCAGCAAUCUCACAGCCUACAGAGAGGAUUCCACUGAUGCGAUGAAAUUCUACUCAGACCCAUCGUACUUUUUUGACUUGUGGAAGGAGAAAAUGCUUCAGGACACAGAGGACAAGAGGAAAGAAAGGAGGAGGCAAAGGGAGCAGAAGCGAUGUGUGGAAAGCGGCACUCUUCAGCGAGAGGUGAAGAAGGUGAGAAAGGCCCGAAACCGCAGGCAAGAGUGGAACAUGAUGGCCUUCGAUAAAGAGCUUCGCCCAGACCACCAGCAUCCGCAGACUCUACGGCGAGGGGCAUCGUCUGAAGGCUCCCUCUCCCCGGAUGGCAGGCCUGACCUCCCAGACUACCCCGUCCCUCCACUGCCUGCCCACGCUGCUUGUAACUAUGCCAAAUCUCAUGAUUACGUCCCCGGGAACGCACACCCCUCACCACCUGUGGAGCAUGAAUACCACAGCAUUGAUGUCAACUACAAGAGAGUAACCUACGCCACAGCAGAGUCUCACACUGCAGAACGAAUGAACGGUUCAAUACGUCCACCUGCAGAUUACAACUUGGUUCCUCCACCUCCCGUCCCGGGCCCACCCAUCCCGUCGGCACAAACAGCCUUUGGAUGUCCUCUGGGUGCACUACCACCGACACCACAUAAUGGAGUUUUGCAUGUAGGCCCAGGUUACGCACUCCCACCUGUGCCUCCGCCAGGACCUCGCAUCAUCCCUCCUCCCCCAGGUCCCCCACCUCCGCCUCUCCCUCCCCCAGCUGCACCCUCACACCUAUCAGGACACAGUGAAAGCAGCAGAGCUGAGACUAAACCUGUGAGAGAUGCAAGAAGUGACCUGUUGUCCGCCAUUCGCAUGGGCAUCCAGCUGAAGAAAGUCCAAGAGCAGCAGGAGCAGCAGAACAAGCGGGAGCCAGUGGGGAACGACGUGGCCACCAUCCUGUCCCGACGCAUUGCUGUGGAGUACAGCGACUCUGACGACGACUCGGAGUUGGACGGAAAUGAGUGGUCAGACUGA